Messenger RNA from Gamsiella multidivaricata, 1164 nucleotides. Its product is annotated as translation initiation factor eIF2 alpha subunit. Gene Ontology annotation, cellular component: eukaryotic 48S preinitiation complex; eukaryotic translation initiation factor 2B complex; multi-eIF complex. The transcript is spliced from 5 exons. The coding region runs from base 78 to 1001 and encodes 307 amino acids. NCBI's taxonomy places the organism in Eukaryota, Fungi, Mortierellomycota, Mortierellomycetes, Mortierellales, Mortierellaceae. Gene Ontology annotation, molecular function: translation initiation factor activity; ribosome binding; RNA binding. The record is from RefSeq and is a predicted model, not a curated record.
AAAAGAAGUACGCUUUCGUUCGAGACACCUACCUCCCACAACAACUCCCUCCCUCCAUCGCCAAUAAGCUAUCCAUCAUGUCCGGAAGAUUGCAAUGCCGCAUGUACGAGAACAAGUUCCCUGAAGUGGACGACUUGGUCAUGGUCAACGUUCGCCAGAUCGCCGAGAUGGGUGCGUACGUUCAGCUUCUUGAGUACGACAACAUCGAGGGCAUGAUCUUGCUCAGCGAGUUGUCCAGACGUCGCAUCCGCUCUAUUCAGAAGCUGAUUCGUGUCGGCAAGAACGAGGUCGUCGUCGUCCUCAGAGUUGACAAGGAUAAGGGUUACAUCGAUCUGUCCAAGCGCCGUGUCUCUGCUACAGACAUUGCCAAGUGCGAGGAGCGCUACAACAAGUCGAAGGCUGUUCACUCGAUCAUGUCUACGGUCGCUAAGAAGGAGAACAAGGAUCUCGAGAUCCUCUAUGAGCAGUUGGCCUGGCCCCUGUACAAGAAAUACGGCCAUGCCUAUGAUGCCUUCAAGGCUGCUCUCAACGAGUCUGAGAAGGUCUUUGAGGGGCUGGAAAUCGCCGAGAGCACGAGGGAGGAGCUCUUGAACAACAUCAAGCGCCGCUUGACACCACAGCCGAUUAAGAUUCGUGCCGAUAUUGAGGUGACAUGCUUCGACUAUGAGGGUAUCGACGCCAUCAAGACUGCCUUCAAGGAGGCCGAGGCCGUCUCCCUUCCGGAUGUGGCCAUCCGAGUCAAGUUGGUCGCACCACCUCUUUAUGUCAUGAUCACCAAUGCCCUCGACAAGCAGCUCGGAAUCGAUACCAUGGAGAAGGCUAUCGUCGUUCUGGAGGAGAGCAUCAAGAAGUCCAAUGGAAAUAUGGUCACCAAGAUGAGCCCCAAGGCCGUUACUGAGGCCGAUGACAUGGAGCUCGACCAGCUUCUUGCAAGAAUUGACAAGGAGAACGCAGAGGUUUCAGGAGACGAUGAUGACUCAGAUUCGGAUGCUGAUGUGUAAAGACAGAUAAAGCAGGUGUAAUCAGGAAUGCAGGGCUUUAAACGGGAAUAGUCGGAAUAAAUGCGUGCAUUAUUGCAACCAUCGCCUCAACAAGUGAAGUGGAUUGACCUCCUACAGACAAACAGUGGUAGUUUAGAAAACGAUAAUGCAUUGACUUUUGAAG